Molecule: messenger RNA, 10168 nt
Organism: Lycium barbarum (goji berry)
Lineage: Eukaryota; Viridiplantae; Streptophyta; Magnoliopsida; Solanales; Solanaceae
Product: xylan O-acetyltransferase 1-like
Exons: 5
Coding region: 8359-9828 (489 amino acids)
Cellular component (GO): Golgi apparatus
Molecular function (GO): O-acetyltransferase activity
Source: RefSeq, a predicted model, not a curated record
GCCUCCAAUGGUCUCGCCUGCGAUGAAAGCUAAGGAGAAGUUACUGGAGUAUGACAAUCCUCCACCAGUGGAAGCUGAGGAUGGUGCUACUCUAGCUGAUCCAUGGGUCAAUUUGUUCAAAAACAAUAGGGUCGCAACCAAUGGUAUGCCUCUACGCUAUGUUCCUCCUGUCAUUAUAGAUGGUGUAGCUGUAGCCCAAUUAGCUGAGGAAGAUGUGAAUGUUGAAUUAGGGAAAUGGAAAUGUGCCCUCAUUAUAUAUUUUGUUGGCGAAUGUCUUGGGUUCAAUGCUAUGCAAAGAUACAUAUCUCAAAACUGGAACAAGGUGGCUAUACCGACCUUAUUCCUACAUGAUGAUGGCUAUUUCAUUGUCAAAUUCCAAUUCGAGGUAGACAUGUAUGAAAUCCUGUAUGGAGUGCCUUAUAUUUUCAAUAAUAGGCCGGUGAUAUUGAAAACCUAGGGUAGGGAUUUCAACCUCAAUUCAGAGUCUGCAGCCGAAGUACCAUUAUGGAUCCAAUUUCCCAAAUUACCUCUAGAUUGCUGGGAAUUGGGGUCUUUGAGUAGGAUUGCAAGCACUUUAGGAACUCCUAUUUUUGCAGAUUAAUGUACUACAAAGCAAACUAGACUUUCCUUUGCUAGAAUGUUGAUUGAAGUGAAUGUAACCAAGCCACUACCAAAGGAGAUACUUAUUAAGGACCCUAGUGGAUAACAGCUCACCCAAGCUGUUGUCUAUGAAUGGAGGCCUGAUUUCUGCCCCAAAUGCCAGAAAAUAGAACACAUAUGUAAGGAACAACCCGUGGAGCAACAUCCAUCUCCACAAAGAAGAAGAAGAAGAAGAAGAAGAAGAAGAAGAAGAAGAAGAAGAGGCAAACAUGUUACUCAUGAAUGGAAAACUACUGGGGUAACUUUACCUGGCCGUGUUGCUAGUACAGUGGUUGAACUACCUUCUCAGUCAGUUCUGGUAGGGGAAAUACAAAUGCAAACUCAACAAGCUUUACCCAAGACCCCUGAUGGUGUUAAUCAAGGGGUAGUGGUCACCACCCCUGUGCAAGCUGCUUCUAGUAAUCAGACCACAAGUCUAGAGUUUAACUUGGUGAAUUUUCCUAUUCUGUCUGCAAUAGCUACUAAAAAUGCUUAUGGGUCUUUGAGUAAAAAAAAGUGUGACACUACUGCUCUACAUAUGGAUAGAGGUGGAGCACCUUUAACUGCUUAACAUGACUUGGCUAUUUUGGAAUAUUAGAGGUAUUAAUAACAGGUAUAAGCAGAAAGAGUUUAAGAAGUUUUUAGUGAAUAAAAGGAUCAAACUAGUUAGCUUAAUUGAAACUAGAGUAAAGGAGCAUAAUGUGAACGGUAGAAUGAAGAAUAUAGCUACAGGAUGGGAAGUUCUGACCAACACCAAUAUGCUGUCAAUGGUAGAGUUUGGGUUCUAUGGGAUCCAAAUUGGUUUGAGGUUAACCUUAUUCAAGCCACUGCACAGCUGAUCCAUUGUGAAGUUAGAGACAAAACAUCUAAUGAGAAGUGUGUCAUUAUAGUGGUGUAUGGUUUUAAUACUGGUGAGCUAAGAAGGACUUUAUGGCAAGACCUGGAAGCUAUAUCACUGGAUAUCACUCAGCCAUGGCUAGUUACUGGUGAUUUUAAUGUUGUGCUGCAUCUGAAUGAUAGACUCUUUGGCAAUCCUGUGACCCUCCAAGAGGUACAAGACUUCUCUAGAUGCAUACAGCAUUGUGGAAUUCAUGAGCUUCCUUGGCAAUGAGACUAUUACACAUAGUCUAACAAACAAUUGGGUGCUGAGAGGAUCACCAGCAGAAUCGAUAGGUGCUUUGGUAAUUUUGGCUGGAUGCUUAAGUGGGGUUAAGUUACCAUACAAUAUGACUUACCUUUCAAUUUAGAUCAUGCUCCCAUGUUGCUCAAUUUAAAGCAUAAUACUCAACCUAAAGAUGUCUCCUUUAAAUUCUUCAACAUUUGGGCAGAUCAUGCUGAUUUUCUUCAGAUUGUUGGUAAUACUGGGAAGGGAGGAAAGCCGUCAAUCCUAUGCAAAAUGUAUAGCUUAAGAUGAAGGCUUUACAACUAGCCCUGAGAGCUCUCAGCAACCAGGAAUUCAAGUAUAUUAAACUCAAAAUUUAGAGGACUAGGGAGGAGUUGGAAGUCUUGCAAAAGAAAAUAAUUACACAAGUUGAUGACAACCUACUUUUGCAAGAAAAACAGGCUAUUGUGAACCUUGAGAAAUGGUCUCUGAUAGAGGAAAGUGCCCUUAAAUAGAAAUCUGGGGUGAAAUGGGUGAAGUUGGAAGACUCUAACAACAAAUACUUUGUUGUUGUAUGCAAGGAGAGAAGCCAUAGGAGCCAAAUCCUAGAAAUUACUUCCCUCAUUGGUACUAAGUUGUUUGGCUCACAGGAGAUUAAGGAAGAAUUUGUUAAAUUUUAUAAGAGUUUAAUGGGAUCCUUGGCAGGAGUCUUGCUAGCAGUGUGUAAAGCUACCAUGAAGCAGGGGCCUAUACUUAACCAACAACAAAAACUUUCUCUAUGUACUGAAGUGACAGAAGCUAACAUUUCCAAUGCCUUACAAGCCAUAAGGGAUGACAAAGCCCCAAGUAAGGAUGGCUACAAUGCUUUCUUUUUUAAAAAGUCUUGGCCUAUUGUUAAAACUGAAAUCAUAGCAGUAGUUAAGGAGUUCUUUAGAAGCAGAAAGCUUUAUACUCCUAUAAAUUGUACCAUUGUUUCUUUUGUCCCUAAGUGUCACGACCCAUUUCAGCCUAGGUCAUGCGGGCACCUACCUUUCCUACCUCGGUAGGCGAACCCUUAACUCAACAAUCAUAAUAAUAGAAAAUAGCGGAAGAAAGUAAAAUAACGUAAGUCUCAAAAUAUAAUAUAAUGUUAACAAGUGCGGAAGUAAAUAAAAUCCACCCCAGUAUCUGGUCUGGUCAUACAAGAGCAUCUAAAUCCGAAUACUAAAGGUCUGAAUAAUAAUACAAGACAUAAGUAACAGAAGAGUCUUCGAGGUCAGCGGACGCCGUGCUCACCCUGAAAAACUCAAGUGGAAGCUGAAGAGUCGAUCAGCCAUGAGUCAGAGAAGUAGAUCCGACCUGAUACUCUGCAUUCAUAAAAGAAUGCAGCAAGGGCAAGUCGGUACAAACAACAGUACUGGUAGGCAUCAUCGGCCGACCAAGCAUAGAUAACACAAUUCAGAAAAUAAGUAGAUAGCAAGGAAUCCAACAAGUGUAAGAUAAUAAGAUCACAACCAAGUAUUCGUCAUCGUCUACGUAACGCCUCUAAACCCAAGUACACCAAGUCCGAAAUAUGUAUAUAUCCAAUUCAAUCAUCAAUCAAUCAAUCACCACGAAUCUCAAUCAAGCCAAUGCAAUGCAAUGAAGUGCAAUGCGAUAAUGGAAUGGAUGAGAUGUAAUGCCUUGCAAAUAAGGUGUACACAUGUACUCCGGACGGAAAUAUCGACGUCUCGGUAGCAUAACCCAGUGUGACUCGUGAAGUAUAAGUUCCACCCGUCCCGAAUCUUUGCCCAACAGACAGACGGGACCCUGGCUAAUUGCUCACAGGAGGAGUCUCAUCGGCACCACUCUGGGGGACACGUGGAGCCCAUGCACUAAUAAUGAUUCCGAAAUAACGUCGGAAUUGGCCAUGCAACAACGAUGCCAGAAUAGAUCAUCGGUCAUCGGCCUUCUCACAAUCAGUCAAGUAAAAGAGUCGCUCAAUCAACGAUACCGGAUAAUUACCGGCUAUCGGUCAUGCAUCAUGAAUAUGAGGGAAUGUAUGCAAUGCACAUAUCUAUGAUUCCGGAAUUGAAACUCGAACAUCGGCUUCUCACAAUCCCUCAAGUAAAAUAGUUUAUCAGACAUCAGCUUUAUACAAUCAACGAUUCCAGAAUGGAUAUUCGGACAUCGGCCUUUUAUAAUCACUCAAAUAAGGAGUCAAUCAAAUACUAGUUUCGCUCAUCAACGAUACCGGAUCAUCACCGGGUAUCGGCCAUGUAUGAUGAAUGUGUGAGAAUGUGUGCAAUGCGUACAUCAAGUAUCAACAAUCAAGUUCAAUAUCACAAAUACCACGAAGGGUAUGCCAACAAUGUAUCAUAUCACAAUACCAACAAUGGUAUGCCAACAAUGUAUCGAUAUCACUAGCACCAACAACGGAUACGUCAACAAUGUAUCACAAUGCAAAUACCAACAACGGUAUGUCAACCAUAUCUCAGUCAAGAUAGUAACACAAAUUCUGAUAUUUACCACUACUCGUAGCAUCAACCAUCAAAAUGGAACAGUAAACACACAUAACGGGGUUGCUAGUCCCAACACAUAUCAGGGCCCAACCUAAAGCAAUAUCUAACCCAACUUCAUACCCGAAGGUUCACAUGCUGUCUCCGACACUAUAUUCUAAAUAUGUGAUUCGCUAUGCAUAGUCUCACUAGAGGUAAGCCAUAACCUACCUGGACUGCCGAACCGCAAUACCAACAAGUCACUCUAUUGCCUUGCCCUUCCUCUGAAGCUCACAACAAAAAUAUUCUAAGCAUAAUCGAAUUCUAAAUUAAAAAUCAUGGAGAAUGAUACUAAUAUUGCUAUGAUAUCAAUUAGUCCAUUUUAACCCUAGAAAUUGGGAAAACGAGCCCACAAGGGCGAAACGGGAAAUUCGCCGGUAAAAUACCAAAUUGAAUCCUAGGUAAUCAUAACCCAAUCAUUAAUUGUUGAUUUAACUCAAGAAUUGUCCCAACCAAAUUGGGUAUGAACCCUAAUUCUCCAAAUCCGAAAUUCAAUGUUAAAAGUGGAAGAUCUGGACUUACUAAGCUUAGAUUCAUCACAUUUUAACAUUAACAUCUUCAAUUUAUCAAGUAUAAUCUUAGGGAAAAAUCUCCCAAAACCCUCCUUCAAAUUCCAUUUCUAAGGGAUUGAAAAGGGAAAGGGAAAAUCUAAGAUGAUUGUGAUUAAAGAUGAGUAAAGGAUUAGACAAAGUUUUACCUCCAAGAAUUCCUUCAAUUUGUCUCCAAGAACGGCUUUCCCAAGCUCCAAUAUCGAGAUAUGAAAUAAUGAGGGUCUAAGACUCACUUAAUGGAUUUAACUGCCCGUCACCAGCUACAGCGGUACCGUGACCGCCCCAGCGGCCACCCGACCGCAUCAGCGGUCAAGCCUAAAUGGCUAGGACCGCUGCAGCGGCAGGGCUACCGCUGCAGCGGUGUCGCUGCUGCGGUGCUAGUGCCGCCAAAGUAGGCACCAGACACCAGAACUUGGCCUAAGUUUUUCUUUUCGGUCUGAUUGUUCGACUAACUUCCGAGGCCACCUGCUCACAUACCAGAUACCUAGACCCACAUAAAAACGCGCUACGAACGUGUCUGUGGCCUCGAAAAUCCCAACGGAUGUCUCAUUGACCGAAUUAACUAUCGAUGCCUUAAUUUAGAAUUCCCAUCCAAGUCCCGGAAUGCAUUAGGAACCGAACCAAAUAUACAUACAGGUUCUAAAUGACAAUCCGGACCUCUCAAAAUCGACAGAAUUCCAAAGAAGGUCCGUUUACCCAAAAGUCAACCUCGGGUCAACCCUUUUUCACUUCAAGUCUAUAUUUUUCCCAAAGUUGCCCGAAUCCAAGGUAGACACCUUGGGAAGCGUUUCAAAGGCCCCCUCGGGUCAAAAGUGAGCCAAUCAAUGAUCGGGAAUGGGCGAAAGUACCAAAAGAACUAUAACGACCAAACGGGUCGUUACACCAAGACUCAGUGUCCUACUAUUGUGAAGGAAUUUAGGCAGAUUGCUUGUUGUUUUGUAUUAUAUAAGAUCAUAGGCAAGAUUCUGGUAAUAGACUACAUGAUGUAAUUGGUUUUGUCAUUUGUGAUGCCUAAGCUGGGUUUAUCCUUGGUAGGAAUAUUGUUGAUAAUAUAAUUCUUGCACAUGAGAUAAUCAAGGUUUAUAGUAGAAAGCAUAUUUCUGUAAGGUGUAUGAUCAAAAUUGACCCACAAAAGGCCUAUGACUCUAUAGAGUGGAUUUACUUAGAACAAGUAAUGACAGAACUGGGUUUCCCUCAUAUGUUUGUUACUUGGGUGCUUAAUUGUGUCAAGACUGUGAGUUACUCUAUAAUUUUCAAUGGUGAGCACACUCCAGCCUUUCUAGCAGCUAAGGGUCUUAGGCAAAGGGACCCCAUGCCCCCUUUCUUGUUUGCUAUAGCUAUGGAAUUUCUAAGUAGAAGCCUGAAUAAUCUGAAGGGUAACAAGGAGUUCAAAUUUCACCCUCAGUGUGCCAAACUUGGUAUCACACGUUUAUGCUUUGCUGAUGAUCUUUUGUUUUCUAAGGGUGAUAUGAAAUCAUUUCUGGCUAUGCAUCAAUGUUUAAAGAAUUUCUCAAAUGCUUCUAGCCUUCGGGCUAAUCUUGGCAAAAGUUCAAUAUACUUUGGGGGUGUUGAUCAAGUGAUGAAAGAUCAGAUUCUGCAGCAGCUAGGAUACUCCUUGGGUGUGUUGCCUUUCAAAUACCUUGGAGUUCCUUUAUCUACCAAGAAGAUGACUAUUAGGCAGUGGUUUCCCCUUGUAGAAAAGAUCACUGCUAAAAUCUCCACCUAGGCAGCAAAGAAACUAUCAUAUGCAAGGAGGGUGCAGCUGGUCUAAGCUGUACUUUUUGGGGUACAAGCUUAUUGGUCCCAAUUAUUCCUCAUCCCAUCAAAGGUAAUUCAGCUGAUUGAUGGCUACUGUAGAAGUUACAUCUGGUCAGGUGAAGAUGUGAUUACUAAGAAAGCUUUAAUGGCUUGGGAGUAUAUGUGCAAUCCUAAAUCAACAGGUGGUCUAAAUUUGGUUCACCUGAGGAAGUGGAACCAAGCAGCUGUGACAAAGUUGUGCUGGGAUUUGGCCCAUAAAGCGGAUAAGUUAUGGGUUAAAUGGAUUCAUACAUACUAUAUUAAAGGCCAGCUUUUGAGGGACUGUCCAAUCCCUAAAACAGUCAGUUGGAUGACAAGGAAAAUCAUGAGGGCCAGAGAUACCUUGCUAUAGUCUUCUAUUAAUCAAAAAAAGAGCUUGAUCAAAUCUUUCUAUCUCCAGUUGCUAGGUAACUUGCCUAGAUUAGCAUGGAAAUGGCUAAUGUUUGGUAACCAAGCAAGGCCAAAGGCAUGUUUCACACUAUGGCUUGGUCUACAUCAAAGGUUGUUAACUGCUGAUAGGUUGUUAAAAUGGGGUCUUGAGGCUACAAAGAUAUGUGUCCUAUGCAACCAGGUUCCUGAAACUCAUAAGCACCUGUUUGUCCUCUAUCCAGUUGCAAGGACACUAUGGGCAAAAGUCUUGAUAUGGAGCAAUAAGGGGAUGUUCAAUGCAGUUGACUGGGAGGAUUUUAUGAAGUGGUGCAUUUCUAGUAGCAAGGGAAAAGGUCAACAAGCUCAAAUCUGCAAGAUAAUUACUGUUGAAGUGCUUCACACAUUGUGGAUAGAAAGGAACCAAAGAGUCUUUGAAAAGAAGAGUGGCACAGUGGAAAGAUUAGCCAAGGAUCUAGCAUAUAUUUGCACUGUUCGGGCACUAAUUGGUAGCCAAGUUUUAGUUCAAAAUUUUUCUUUUUAGCUACUGUUAUUUGAUCCUUAGGAGUUCAAGUGUCAUGUAUUUCUGAACCUAGCAAGUAGUGUUGGCCAGCUAGUUAUGUAAAGUUCAAUGGUAAUUAAUGGAAAGCUGUUGGUUACUUAAAAAAAAAAAAAAAGGAGAAGCUAAAAGUACAGCAGCUUAAAAAUGUCGACCCCACUAUUUAUUUUCCUUUAAUCUCUCUAUUUCUAAUUUCUAAUUCUUUGUAUGUUUUUGUGUUCAAUAUCCAAGAUCUCGCUGGAUAUAUUAAGAAACACAUAAAGAAAGCAAUUGGAAAUUUGUUAUCUUUAAUGUUUUUUGGUUCCCAAAGUUUCAAUGUCCCCGAUAUAUUAUCCAGUUUACUGUAAAAUUUUUAUUUUUUUUUAAAAGAAGUAGAAACUACAUUGAAAAUUCCCCAAUAUCAAUUACUCAAAAUAAAGAAAAAGAAUUUAAUUCUGUAUAAUACAUAAAUGUAAUAAGAACUUGCCAUAAAUCGUUAAAAUAAUUGACCAGUGUAAAUAAAUAAAAACUUUAUUUUCUUAUGUGAGGUCGUUAUAAAACAAGAUUGAAAACGAACAGUGAGAAAGAUGAAUAACGCUUUGAGAUCACUCCUCUAUCCCAAUCUCUCUCGCACAUCUAAUAAUGGUAGUUAGUUAGUUCGUUUGCUAAAGCAGGAGUAAUAGAGCACUUUCAAACAAAUACCUAAAUCUGAGAAUGGCAAUCCUACACUCAAAAUCAACAUCUUUCAGAAAACCCCAUUUCACCAAAUAUCCAUUAGUUAAUAUAUAUAUAUAUAUAUAUUUUUUUUUUAAUAACAGAAAAAUAAUAUAAGAAAAAGAGAAGUUGGAGAUGUUAGUCUUUCCCUUGUCUAUAUUUCCUAUUGUGACCUGUGGCAUUUCCCAUCUCAACUCUUUCUCAUCUCAACUCUUUCUCAUGUCAAAAUUAUUCAAGAUGAAGCACGGUGGCGGGCGGAAGAACAAUAACCUGUCAUUAUUCGUUGUGGUCUGUUCCAUAUUCAUCUUUGGUUGCUUCAUGUAUAAUGAAGAUUUCAAGUCCAUUGUAGAAUUCCCAUUCUCCACACCAAAACCUCAACAAGAAACGGCGGUUGAAGAAAGUAUUAAUACAGAUGAAAACAAAAUUUCAUCUGUAGUUAUGAAUUCAAGAACUGUAGUCGAGACAGAAAUAGAAGAAGAGGAAACUGAAAGAGAACAGAGAAUUGAAAUGCCUAUUGAAGAAGAAGAAGAAGAAAACAUUGAAUUGCCACCUGAUGAUUGUGAUAUUUUUGUAGGGAAUUGGGUUUAUGAUAAUGUAACUCACCCAAUUUACAAAGAACAAGAAUGUGAAUUCCUCACUGCUCAAGUUACUUGCUUGAGGAAUGGAAGACAAGACUCUAUGUAUCAGAAUUGGAAGUGGCAACCAAGAGACUGUUCUUUACCCAAGUUUAAACCAAGAUUGCUACUUGAGAAACUGAGGAACAAGAGGCUCAUGUUUGUGGGAGACUCAUUGAACAGGAAUCAAUGGGAAUCCAUGGUUUGUUUGGUUCAAUCUGUUGUUCCUCCUAAUCAAAAAAGCUUAAACAAGAGUGGCUCUUUAUCUGUAUUCAGAAUUGAGGAUUACAAUGCCACCGUGGAAUUUUACUGGGCUCCGUUUCUAGUGGAAUCAAACUCGGAUGAUCCAAAUAUGCAUAGCAUCUUCAACAGAAUCAUCAUGCCCGAAUCUAUUGAGAAGCAUGGCAAGAACUGGAAGAAUGUGGACUAUCUCAUCUUUAACACAUACAUUUGGUGGAUGAACACUUUCUCUAUGAAAAUUCUGCGAGGAUCGUUCGAUGAAGGGGCGACAGAAUACAAUGAGAUAGACAGACCAACAGCUUAUCGGAGAGUUUUGACAACUUGGUCCCAGUGGGUCGAUAAAAAUAUAGAUCCCAAUCGCACCCAAGUUUUCUUCAUGAGCAUGUCUCCUCUUCAUAUCAAGAGCUUAGAUUGGGAAAAUCCUGAUGGCAUAAAAUGUGCAAAAGAGACAACCCCAAUACUGAACACCUCAAUGCCACUAAAUGUUGGAACAGAUAAGAGGCUGUUUGUGAUAGCAGCAAAGGUGACUGAAUCGAUCAAAAUCCCAUUUUACUUCGUGAACAUAACAACAUUGUCAGAGUACAGAAAAGAUGGGCACACAUCGGUACACACAAUUCGUCAAGGCAAAAUGCUAACGCCUGACCAGCAAGCUGAUCCUGCAACUUAUGCUGAUUGUAUCCAUUGGUGUCUCCCUGGAUUGCCUGACACGUGGAACGAGUUCCUUUACUCGCGCAUUAUCUCGCGUUCUUGACACUUGGCCUUUCUUCAUAGUGCAGCUCGUACUGCAAAUUUUCCUUUUUUUUUUUUAAACCUUUACCCACAAUAUUAAUUUUUUGUGUAAUUUCGGUCAUUGUUCUUUUUUUUCUUUUAUCAGAAGAGCAAAAGGAAAAAUCUUGUAGCUGUCCUUCCUUAUGUUGGGCUUCAUAUUCUCAUUUUAUCUCUUUGUGGGGAUUUUCAUUUGGCCUAUGAGGUUAUAGAAACUGCCAAUUGGGCGAAAACUGAAUGGGACAUAUAUGUUGUACGACCAAUUGUACAAUGAAAUUAUAUCUUCGAGGGAAAUAAAUAAUAUGCAAAAUUGCAAAUUGUAAGUA